Messenger RNA from Selaginella moellendorffii, 2832 nucleotides. RefSeq names its product pentatricopeptide repeat-containing protein At4g02750. The transcript has a single exon. The record is from RefSeq and is a predicted model, not a curated record. Gene Ontology annotation, molecular function: protein binding. NCBI's taxonomy places the organism in Eukaryota, Viridiplantae, Streptophyta, Lycopodiopsida, Selaginellales, Selaginellaceae. The coding region runs from base 1 to 2832 and encodes 943 amino acids.
AUGAUCGAGGACCAUUUGGCGAGUGCAGUCCGUCGCUGUGGUAGCCUUGCGGAGGGACGGCGCUUGCACGCGCAUGUCCAUGGGAGCAUCUCGAGCUGGAGCACAUUUCUCGCGAAUCUGGUCGUUCAAAUGUAUGCGCGGCUUGGGAGCUUGCGCGAUGCAGCAGCUGCCUUCCAACAGAUCGAGAACCCCAAUGUUUACUCGUGGAACAUCAUGCUCACAGCAAUUGCCCAGACCGGGCAUUCGGACGAGGCAGUGCUCUGCUUCUAUCGGAUGCCAAAUCGAAAUGUCGUAUCAUGGAAUUCAAUCAUGGCAAGCUGCGCAGACAACAAGAAAUUCCACGAGACAACAUCGUUGUUUUCAAAAAUGCCGCAGUGGAAUCCCAUCACGUUGACAACGAUGAUGUUAGCGUAUGCCGCGGGCGGGGAUUUGCAAAAGGCCGAAGCUUUGUUCGAUUGGAUGCCCAAUCGAUGCCUUGUUUCUUGGAAUGCGAUGAUCCAGGGGUGUCUCGACUGCGGCAUAUUCGACCGCGCAAAUCAGAUGUUUCAGAAGAUCCCAGCGCGGGAUGGAAUAAGCUGGAAUUCGAUGGUUUUGUGGCUCUCGCAAAACGGGCAUCUGGAGAGCGCCAUGGAGUUGUUCUUGGUGAUUCCCGGGGACUCUUCCUCCUUCUCCCUGGCCUGGACGACAAUGAUCGCGGCGCUUGGCAGCAGCCUUCGUGUCGACGAGGCCAAGGAUCUCUUCGAUCGGAUGCUGGAGCGCAGCCUUUUCUCCUGGAACGCGAUCCUUGUGGCGUAUUUGAGGCGUGGGGAGAUGACCAAAGCGCGAGAGAUCUUUGACGCGGCUCCACAGCACAACGCAUCGACCUGGAAUUCGAUGAUUCAGGGCCUCUCGGAGGAGCGAUUCGAGGAAGCAAUGGAAAUGUUUGAGAGGCUGCCAGAGCAGGAUGUGAUCGCCUGGAAUUCGGUGCUCGGCGGCAUCGUGAGUCGAUUGGGUCUUCAAAGUGCUAUCGAUUUCUUCCAGCGAUCUUCCCGCAAGAACGUCGUGUCUUGGAACCUGAUCCUCAAGGCACAUGCAAACAGGGAAAGCAUGGAGGAAUUCUUCUGGAGAAUGCCCUGCUGGGACAUUUCUUCGUGGAACCUGAUGAUCUCCAGCAGUGGUUGCGCAGAAUCCGCGACAGAGAUCUUUUGGGCGAUGCCGCAAAGGGAUCUAAUCUCCUGGACAACCGCACUGACAUCGAUCUCGCAAGAAGCGGGCUGCGAUCGAGCGAUGGAGCUAUUCUCGAAAAUGCCCCAAUUCGAUAUCGUCUCCUGGAACUCCAUGAUCCAUUACUGUAGUAGAAAAGAUCUUGGGCUUUUGGUUUCUCUGUUUGAGAGAAUGCCACAGCGAGACUCAAACUCUUGGAUCACUCUAACUGUCGCAAAUGCCGAAAAUGGGCAAAUGAAUAUAUCAGAACAAUGCUUCGAUUUAAUGCCUCAGCACAACGUUGUCUCCACGAACGCUAUGUUGAUUGUUUGCCUUAAUUCUAGAAAUUUUGAUCGUGCUUGUUCUUUGUAUAGUAAAAUGCCACAAAGGAAUGUAAUUACUUGGGCCGCAAUAGUGUUAGCAUUUGCCAAAUCAGGGGAAAUUGAAGAGGCAACGAAGAAAUUCGAGCUCAUGCCAGAGUGGGAUCUGGUGUCCUGGAAUUCGAUGAUCACAAUCUUUGGUGAGAAUGACAUGGCGCGCGAUGCUAAAGAGCUCUUUGAUCGAAUGAGUGAGCACGAUGUGUUCUCGUGGACGGCAUUGAUGUGUGGCUCUUCAUCGUUUAGGCAAAUUUUCGAUCGGAUGCCCAAGCACACCACAAUCUCUUGGAACGCGCUGCUCAGCUGCUACUCGAGAAAUCCAGACAAAAACGCGAUGGAUGCCGCGAGGGUGGCAUUUGAUAGAAUUCCCGAGAGAGAGAUGAGCUCCUGGAAUGCGCUCGUCACUGGAUUUGCCCAAACGGGGCAUCUAACCGCAGCGAGGGAGAUUCUGGAGAAGAUGCCCAAGCAGGGCAUGGUGACCUGGAAUGCCCUCAUGGCAGCUUACGUGGAGGGUUACCAGGCUGACGUGGCUUUGGAUGUGUUUCUCCGCGAGUUUGAAUUGGGCGGGAAUGUGGGAAAUUUAGGAGAGGUGUCUUGGCUUGUUCUUGUGGAGGCUUGCGCCGGCAGUGCGAGGCUGGGGUUAGGGCAGGAGAUUCACUGCGAGAUUGCGCGGUUGGGGCUCUUGGAUCCCGGCGCUUGCGAUCGUCGUCACAGGGAGAUGCUGCUCAACGCGUUGAUUCACAUGUAUGCAAGAUGCGGGCGAUUGGAUCUAGCUAGCGCGGAAUUCGGCGCGAUCGAUCGCAGGGGUCUGGUGUCCUGGAACACGAUGAUCACAGCAUUCGCGCGCCAUGGCCGGGAUUCCCAGGCGCUGGAUCUCUUCUCCGCCAUGAAGCUCGAGGGCUUGAUGCCGGAUGCGAUCACACUGAUCGCGGUUCUCGCGGCUCUAAGCCACAGGGGAAUGGUCGCGGCAGCGCUGGGCUUGGCAGCGUCCAUGGCGGCGGACUACCACGUGGCAGCCACCUCGGACCAUUACGUGUGCAUCGUGGACGCGCUUGGGCGGGCAGGCCAGCUCGAAGGGGCCGAGGAGCUCUCCCACGCCAUGCCGCGCGACGCGAUGACGUGGAUGGCUCUCUUGGGCGCGUGUAGCAGCCACGGUGACGUGGCACGUGGUCAGCGGGCGGUUCAAGAGCUGGUACUGCCGGUGCCGGAGCCGUGCACGUUUGUGCUGCUGGCCAAUGCGUGGACUGCCGCGCGGUAUACCGCUGGUGGCUGA